AGUGUCUCUGCGUUUCCCAAAGCUGCUGCAAGGCACGGGGGGUGGUUUCCAGCCCAGCAGCCUCGCUGGGGUGAAGGUCUUGUGUGGGGUUGCCAGCUCUGGAGGCGUUUCCUGCCUUUGUAAUUUAGCCUGAUGGACCUUAAACAUCUCCCUUAGGGCUUCCCAUGCCCCAGUGCCCAAUGAAGGGAUCAGUCUCUUCUCAAGGGGUUUUAACGGUGCUUUAAAUGAGCUUCGUGUUUCUGGCAACAGAGCUUGGUCCACGCUGUGCCUCUGGUAAAGAGGGAGGUGUGGUCUGCAGUGUGUAAAUAAUGUUUGUUGAUGGGCGGUUUUGCUUGCCAACAGUGUAAAAACCAUUGCCGUGGGCCUCAUCGACCUCAUGUGCACAGCUGUCCUGGUGCCCACGGGGAUAAGGAUGUAGGGGUGCUACCAGGACCCUACCCGAUUGUUGAGGACCCUGGCACCUGUGAUAUCGUCAAGGCUACACAGUAUGGGAUAGUAGAGCGAUGCAAAGAACUGGUAGAAGCAGGAUUUGAUGUCCGACAACCAGACAAAGAAAAUGUGACUCUUCUCCACUGGGCAGCAAUAAACAACAGACAGGAGCUGGUUAAGUAUUAUAUUUCUAAGGGUGCAGUAGUGGAUCAGCUUGGUGGAGAUUUGAAUUCAACUCCCCUUCACUGGGCCAUUAGACAAGGACACCUGCCCAUGGUGAUGUUGUUGCUGAAAUGUGGAGCAGAUCCCAGUCUUAUAGAUGGGGAAGGAUUCAGCAGCAUUCAUCUAGCAGUGCUGUUCCAACACAUGCCCAUUGUAGCUUACCUCUUAUCAAAAGGCCAGAACAUAGACACAACAGACCUCAAUGGGCAAACACCUUUAAUGUUAUCAGCACAAAAAGCUAUUGGACCAGAACCCACGAGGUUUCUCUUGAAGUUUAACCCCUGUCUCAAUGCUGUAGACAGUGUUCAAAAGAACACUGCCCUGCAUUGGGCAAUAGCAUCAGGAAACACUGGUGCAGUGGACCUGUUGCUGGAAGCUGGAGCUAGCCUGGACAUAAAAAAUGCCAAGGGAGAGACACCACGUGACCUUGCCUGUCAGAGUCAGAAUGGCUUCAUCCUUUACAUGGUGAAAGAGGAAGAAAGGAUAAGGAGCAGAAGAAGUAGCAGGUUACUGAAGAUAGUAGAGAAAUACGAGCUCUUCCUGCUGUUGGCAUCGUCCUUGACGUUCAUGUGGGCCAUAGGAUACAUAAUGAACUCAAGUUCUGAUUCUUGGCUUUUGAAAGGAGGUCUCCUUCUCAUCCUGCUCUUUGUGAUGACUCUGUUUGUGAGGCAGUUUAUAGGGUACAAGAAUCUAAGGUAUCUUCCCACAGCAUUUCUGCUAAGUUCAGUUUUUUGGAUGUUCGUGACCUGGUUUUUCUGGUUCCUGCCUUAUGUAGGCAGUACAAUUAUUGAAAUCACUGUCAUGAUCUGUGUGAUGGGUCUUCUUUAUUAUUUCUAUAAAACUUGGAGAACUGAUCCUGGGUAUAUCAGGACUUCAGAAGAAGAAAGAAAAGAGAACAUUGUGGCUCUUGCAGAAGCAGGUUGCUUGGACUUCAGAACAUUUUGCACCUCAUGUCUUGUAAGGAAGCCUCUGAGAUCCAUGCACUGCCUUGCUUGUGAUUCAUGUGUGGCCAGGUACGACCAGCAUUCUCUGUGGAUUGGACGGUGUGUAGGCCUUGGGAACCAUCGAUACUACCUAUUAUUCCUGUUUUUCCUGUCUGUGACCAGUGGCUGGCUGCUUUAUGGAACUCUUCUGUAUUGGUCAAACCACUGUGCAACAAGUUAUCACCAAGAUGGAGCGUGGAUGUACUUGACACAGAUAAUAUACUGCUCUCCCUGGGUCUUCUACAUCUUCUCAGUAGCCAGUUUUCAUGCUGUGUGGACUUCUUUGUGGCUAACUGUUCAGCUCUAUCAGAUUGCAUUCUUGGGAUUGACCUGGCAUGAGAGAAUGAACAUCCUGAUGCAGAAUAAAUCCUCUAAGCAUCCUGUUUCACUCAGGAGAACUCCAUAUAAUCUUGGAUGCUUCCAGAAUCUUGCAGACUUUUUUCAGUGCAGUUGCUUUGGUAUGGUCAAACCCAAUGUAGUUGACUGGACCAAACAAUACAAUCUUUUUCAUCUGGCAAAGGAGAAAAAUGUUCAUUCUGUAUGAAACUUUGAUUUCUAAAGCUGUUGACUUGAAAGUGAAAUAAAAGUGGAUAUUUUGUUAAUUUUUACAAAUUCUUCUGAA
Apus apus (common swift) is the source of this 2256-nucleotide messenger RNA. RefSeq names its product zinc finger DHHC-type palmitoyltransferase 13 (gene ZDHHC13). The transcript has 16 exons. Bases 319 to 2178 code for a protein of 619 amino acids. Gene Ontology annotation, cellular component: Golgi membrane. Gene Ontology annotation, biological process: protein palmitoylation. The record is from RefSeq and is a predicted model, not a curated record. Gene Ontology annotation, molecular function: palmitoyltransferase activity; protein binding. NCBI's taxonomy places the organism in Eukaryota, Metazoa, Chordata, Aves, Apodiformes, Apodidae.